This is a messenger RNA of Phaedon cochleariae (mustard beetle), 1496 nucleotides long. NCBI's taxonomy places the organism in Eukaryota, Metazoa, Arthropoda, Insecta, Coleoptera, Chrysomelidae. The record is from the annotation of a GenBank genome assembly.
GUUGUUGUCAUGGGGGGUGCUUUUGCUUGAAAUUUGAAGUGCUUUUUUUUGUUGAAAAUCCUGGGUUUUCCCACUUAAUUCUAGCGAUAAAAGAUGAAGACUGAUUUCCUAAAUCUAAUUCCGAGUGCUCUAACCAUAAUCUAUGCAACUUAUGGCAGCUGGUUUCUUAUAAAAGAGAUAUUCUGCAGCUUCCUUCCAUUCACAGUUAUAUUCACAGCAGCCCUAGUAUGUCUUAUGGUUUGUCUGAGAGUCCCUCCACCGGAUAGUGCUGCAGUGGAAGCUGUUUUGGGGAAAGAACUACACUUGGAGAACACAGAUGGAGGUUAUGUCAUGAAAACUGUUGCACAUAGAGGUGCUGGAUAUGAUGCCCCUGAAAAUAGUCUUGAAGCAUUCAAAUUGUGCCAUGAAAAAGGUUGUAAUGUAAUUGAGUUUGAUGUUACUCUGACAAAGGAUGGAGUUCCGAUAAUUUUCCAUGAUAAGACUUUAGAGAGGAUGGCUGAUGCAGAUGUGACUGUGAAUGAUUCCACUUGGGAAGAACUGGCCAAUAUCAAUAUAUCAGUGAACCAUCCCCUCAGGGACAGGGUUGACCUAAUUGACUUUACUAACUCCAGAAUUCCAACCCUAGACUUGACAGUGCAACAGUUGCUUGCAAAUGGUCAAAGAAUGUUUAUUGACAUUAAAGAUAAUGAUAUAAAGAUUGUUCCUGUUAUCUUAGACUUGUUCAAAAAGUAUCCAGAGCUUUUAUCUAGGGCAGUUGUAACUUCAUUUUUUCCAAAUAUUAUUUACUGGAUCCGAAGAAGUAACCCAAAAAUUGUUGGGUGUCUGGCCUGGAGGCCCUACUGCUUCACACAUGAAUCUUUCAGAUAUCCAGAGGGAAAAGGCGAUCGUAAAAACAAAGUGCUCUACAAACACUACCUAUUAAUGUUCUGUAAUAUGCUGCAUAACUGGGCCUUACCAAGAAUCACAUAUUAUUUGCUUGGGCUUUCAGUAAUUUUAUUGCAAAAGGAUUCUGUGAGUGGGGAGAACAUUUUAUAUUGGCGAAAAAGAGGUGUCAGGGUGAUAGCUUGGAGUGUGAAUUCUCUGAUUGAGAAACAGCACAUUUCCCGCAACCUCAAAAUAACAUAUCUGACAGAUACCCUGACUGGUGAAGAAACUGUUCAUAAUGUGCAUGCCUCAUGAUCUUGUUCAGAUUGCACAAACCAUUUUGUGUAAAACAUUCUUAACAUAGGAAUUAUAAAAUUGCCAGAAAGCUUCUAAGUAUAUGAAGUUUUCCAAAAUAUAGUUGAUAUGUUUUGAUCUUAGCUUGAUUUGGUUAACUGAAAUAAAUAUCUUUUUAUUUCUUGCCAAAGAUGAUGCAUGAUUCAAUGAUAAUACAAGAAAUCCUUAAGGUGCAGCAUUUAAAUUUUAUAUAUUUCAUUUAUUGGUUCUUUACAAGAGCAAUUUAUUAUGUUUAUCUUGAAUAUGUGAUUUUAUAUACAUUAUACAUGCCAUUCAUC